AUGUCUGGUCUGCGCAGCCCAUCUUCAUCCCCCCUGAAGAGCAUGGCACGCUCGAAAAAGCUCCGGCGCAUCUGGACCACGCUCAGCUCUCUCAUGGCGCGCCCUCGCAAGCGACGCCGCGGAGGCUGCGACGUACAGACCCAUUCCACCCUCGACACCAGCAGCAGUGAUCUCGUUGACACGCUCGUCGAGAAGGCUCGCCACACCGAUUAUGUCUCUGGCCCGACUGGUCUCUCUUCGCAGACAACCUUCCACGAUGUACCUAGCUCCCCGGUGCUUGGACCGGCCGACUCUGUCCCAGACUUGCUUCCGGACGAUGACACCUCGUCCAACUGGGCGUCCGAAACCGGCAAUGUGCACUUCUUCACUGAGGAAGACGAGGCGGAAAUCGAGGCACGCAGGCGACACCGGACCGCGAGUGAUCGGCCUCUGGAGGAGUGGGCUGCGAAAGUCGACGACUGGCUUUUGGAGCUCGUCCGGCUGGAGGGCCGCGCGGAGUUCACAGACGAUGCAUGCCCCUCUUGUGACGUUGGGCAGGCGGAGUAUCGUUGCGCAGACUGCGCUGAUCUGCAGCUCUACUGCGCGGACUGUACCGUUCGCAAUCACUCACGGAAUCCCUGGCAUCGACUCACACAAUGGGUCAAAACCCAUUUUCGCCGGACGGACCUCAAGAGUCUCGGCAUUCGAAUUCAACUUGGACAUCCGCCGGGCGAGUGCUGCCCCAAUCCGAAGCCCGCCUUCAACGACGACUUCGUCAUCCUUGACCUCACCGGCAUCCAUCGCGUUGGCGUCGACUACUGCGACUGCCCGCGCAAGACGCAGCUGCCGAUUCAACUCAUGCGCGCUCGACUUUUUCCGGCAACCGUAACCAAUCCGAAGACCGCUGCGACGUACCGUCUCCUCGAGCACUUCCACGUUCUACGUUCCCAAUCGAAGACAUCCGCAUAUGAGUUCUAUCACACGCUUGCUCGCCGUACCGACAACAUCAACCCUGAGGAAGCAAAAGAUCGUUACUCGGCCUUCCUCCGCAUGUCGCGCGAGUGGAGCCAUUUGAAAUUGCUCAAGCGUGCCGGGCGUGGUCACGACCCUUCUGGCGUCGCUGGUACCGCCCAGGGGGAGUGCAGCGUUGAAUGCCCUGCUUGUCCGAUACCCGGCAAGAAUCUUCCUGAUACGUGGGACCAAACCCCCAAGCCGAAACGGUGGCUGUACCGCCUGUUUGUCGGACUCGACGCCAACUUCCGUCUCAAGCGGAAGAAGGUUUCAAGCGAUACCGUCGACCCCGGCCUCAACAAGGGAUGCGCCUACUUCGUCGAAGACAAAAGGUAUAAGGCAUUCCUUGACGAGUACGACUCAAAGCUCCCGCCCGAGCGGAGUACAUGCCACAACCACGACGCACUCAAGCUGGCCAACAUCAAGAAGGUUCGCGAGUUGGACACUAGCGGCGUAGCGACGGUCGAAUGCACGCGCCACAACAUGAAGAGACCGUGUUCAGUUGGCGAUCUUCAGUUCGGAGAGCGCUAUGUCAAUAUGGACUAUGUAUUCACGUCUAGUCUCCACAACCAUGCCAUGCCCGAGGUGGUUGCAUCAUACGACAUCGCGUGCCAGUGGUGGCGUAACCUCGGGACGCGCCUCGGUAUCUACAAGCAACCCUUCGACCAUACCAAGCACGACUUCAUCUUUCUCAUCCCAAAGUUCCACCUCCCCGCGCACCAGGAGUCGUGUCAAACGGACUUCUCUUUCAACUAUACCAGGGGUGUUGGGCGUACGGAUGGUGAGGCAGUCGAGCGGGGGUGGGCCGCGGUCAAUCCCUUUGCAACGUCCACGAAGGAGAUGGGUCCUGGGCAUCGGCACGACGUCCUUGAUGACGUCUUUGGGGUGUACAAUUGGGGCAAGGUCCGGCAUCUCCCCGUUACGCUUCUCGCGAAGAUCAAGGAGGCCGUCGUCGAGUACAAUAAGCAACAGCUCGCCUACGACGACUUCACACAGGUGCUGCCCGAAGACAGCGUGCGCGCCUGGACCGAAAUGGUGGAGAAGUGGGAGGACGAUCCCCAGCACAACGAAAACCCUUUUCACGCCGAACAGCCCACUGUGACAAUGGCGGCUGUACGUCGUCAGCUUGCCGAGGAGGAAUCCGCGCAACCCUUGCCUCAGGAUGGCGCGUCCAACCUCUUGAAGAUGUCCCCGAGCGUCAUGAUCGCGGGAGGUGUUGAUCUCGAGGACCAGCUGUGGCGCCUUCGGCACGAAACAACGAAGUUGGGCGAGCACUCCACGGACAAGCAGCGCGCGACCGUCACAGAGCGACUCAACGUCAUGCGACGGCGGCUCGAGGCCUGGUUCAACGUCCAGCAAGCCUACGUUGCAGGAUCCCAAAGUCUUCGUGAAGCACGUCUGCAUGCAGCUGCGAGGGGCAAGGACGUGGCUGCCUAUGAUAUCCCUUUGCUCCUGCCGUCGGACGUCGUGCACGUUCUUUCUGCCGACCCGGCCCUCCAGGACUGCGAAUGGCGCCUACGAUAUGCCCAGGCCCACGAUGCUCUGAACGAUCUCCGACGGCAUCUUCGUCUUAGCAGCCACCUCUACCACUUCAAGGAUCGGUUCGUGCGUGGCCAGCGCGAAAAUACCCGAGCUCGCUCGAUAAUCAAGACAGUGCAAGACAAGGUCGACGAAGAUGCGGCACGAUACCGUCGGGCGCGCACGGCUUUGCUGACACUCUCGCAGGCCCUCGGCAAGACGGGCUGGCAGGACACUCUGAAGGUCCUGGCCGAUGACGACGUGCGUCUCAUGGCCACGGGGCUAGAGGGCGAAAGCAAGGGUAAGCGUACCCUGUCAUGGAUAUGGCGGACGACCCCUCUGGUCGGUCCGGAGGACGCUCAUAACCCCGAGCUUCAAGAAGCGCUGCGAAUCGAAUGGUGUCAAUCGCGCGCAAGGACGCAGCGGUGGCUGGAAGAAAUGGAGCUCAUCCUCGAAGAGAUGCGCCGGGUGGUUCAGUAUUAUGGCUGGCAGCACCAAUUGUGGACAGCCCGCGCCGAUGCCCGCCCAGACCUUGAUGACGACUACCGCGAGGGCGUAUCUGCGUACGCUCAUCGCCAAGCCGAGAUCCGCGUAACCAUGUGUGGGACUUGCACGCGGGCCUGGCGAUGCGUACCGGAGUUGUGUCUCAAUUUGGCCGUCUCAGACAAAUGCACUGUCCCAAAAUGGACCGGUAGCGUCACAUACUAA
Rhodofomes roseus is the source of this 3216-nucleotide messenger RNA. RefSeq lists its product as uncharacterized. The record is from RefSeq and is a predicted model, not a curated record. Bases 1 to 3216 code for a protein of 1071 amino acids. The transcript has 11 exons. NCBI's taxonomy places the organism in Eukaryota, Fungi, Basidiomycota, Agaricomycetes, Polyporales, Fomitopsidaceae.